Molecule: messenger RNA, 2761 nt
Organism: Sarcophilus harrisii (Tasmanian devil)
Lineage: Eukaryota; Metazoa; Chordata; Mammalia; Dasyuromorphia; Dasyuridae
Gene: GNGT1
Product: G protein subunit gamma transducin 1
Exons: 2
Coding region: 1295-1519 (74 amino acids)
Biological process (GO): G protein-coupled receptor signaling pathway
Cellular component (GO): heterotrimeric G-protein complex
Molecular function (GO): G-protein beta-subunit binding
Source: RefSeq, a predicted model, not a curated record
GGGGCCCUGGUGGGGAAGGGGGCCCGGCAGGGUGGAAUCAUUCAGUUUUGGAUAUACCGAGUUUAAGAUGGAUGGAGCUUGUCCCGCUGUGGCUGUUCCCUUCAUUGUCGGUCUGCAGCUCACAGGGCAUCGAAUGUGAGCUGUGUGAAAGGCAGUUCGAGCUUUGCGACUGGUGCUCAGCAGGAAACCAGGACUGGACAACACAAGCUCAGUCGUGGGCACGGGGAUGAGAACUGUAUGUCAGGCUGCUGGGUCAAGGUGAGAUUAAGAAAAGGCCAGCAGGGAGAUGCGGUGGGGGAGGGGCACCCCUCAGUUUUUAUUCUUGGUGACCAUCUUAGGGAUGGAAGGAAUAUUUAGGGAGGAGAUCUCCAGCUGACCUUUGGUUUUCUCUUGGUUCGCCCUCCCCCGCUGCCCCCACCCUAAGAAGCUAAAAUAAGCCACUGUGCCCAAUGACUGAGGGAAACUACCCCUUCCUCAUCCAAGUAGAGAAGAGCUGGGUGGAAGGAUGGCCUUCUUCGGGCCCCUCUGGGUCGGCCAUCCAGGCUGCCCAUUUCUCAGCUGGUGAUCUGGAGGGCACUUUGCCCUUCCUCCUCCCCCUUUGGUAACCUCCUCUAUCUUCCCUGGCCAAGGUCAGGGCUGGUAAAAACCAUAUAAAAGCCACGCCCCAAAUCCUCCCUCUGUGGCGGGAGCCCCUUGUUGGAGGGGGGACCACAGGAAGGGGGCUGAAUGAAUAAGCGUGGCAGCCCCCACUCCCCCUCCACUUCCUGAUGUGUCUUGGUGGCUCUGAGCACUUUCUGGAAUUCCUUCCUCCCAGGAUGUGGCCGGGUCCCUGGCCAGCCCCGGGGGCCCCUCCCGGGCUGGGUCUGUCCCAGGGAUCCAGACCUUAGAAGGGCACUCGGCUCUUCCUGGGCCCACCUAAUGCCAGCUUAAUCCCAUCAGUAUUUCGGUGGAUUAGUGCCCGGCUUCCCCAGUGACCUCAAAAACACAGGAAAGCGUGUGAGCCAUCCCAUGAUGACUCGGAAAAUGCACUGUCCAUGAGCAGGAAAGCCCGGUGGCUGUGCCGAGGCCCCUUUAUCUUCAGUGACCCGGCCUGGGCCCGGGUUAGCCCUUGGCUUAAUCCCAUUAGCGGAGCUUAUGUCAGUGGCUUUAAAACCCAGGGAUUGGGGUCCGGCAGGAGAGGGCUGGGAGCCAGGUUGCACAGGCUGGUCGGGGAAGGGUAGCCCGGGAGGCCGACCAAGCCCUUGGCAGGAGGGAGUGAGGCAGACUCCGGGGGGAGGGCCAGGCCCGCACCAACAUGCCGGUGAUCAAUAUCGAAGACCUGACGGAGAAGGACAAGCUGAAGAUGGAGGUGGAGCAGCUGAAGAAAGAGCUGACGCUGGAGAGGCAGGUGGUCUCGAAAUCCUGUGAAGAAGUGAGGGACUACAUCGAGGAGAGGUCGGGGGAGGACCCUCUUGUGAAGGGGAUCCCGGAGGACAAGAACCCCUUCAAGGAGAUCAAGGGGGGCUGCGUCAUCUCCUGAAGGCCCACGGCAGUGACCAAGAGCUGUCAAAUGAGUUUAGAGCCCUUUGCUGUCCCAGGCCAGUGUCCGUGGGAAUUGGGGCAGCCCCCCCCCAACCCGCUCUGGAGAAGAGGAAGGCCCCUGGCUGCCCGCAGGCUGCUGCUUUCUCCUCUCCCGCACCCCCUCACACUCCUAGGGUUCACUUGGAAUAAAGAUUGGAAAAGCGCUCACUGAAGUGUCUCUGGGGUUUCUGGGGCUCAAUAAACACUUGGGGCUGUUCAGUGACGGUAGCUCUCUCGCUAAGACUCUCCUUCCAGCUCUGAUGAGUCCCUCCCCACAGAGGGCUCCCGGCUCUCCCCAGUCUGGUCUUCUGGCACGAGGGUGGGAUUCUCCCCAGGGAACUGGCAGGGCCCGGGGCCGGCCUCCAGUUUGUGGCCAGGUUUCAGUUUGAUCACUUCUUAUUCCACUUUCAGACAAUCCCUCCCGGAAAACCGCUCGCUGGGCCUCUGCCAGGCUCUGCAUUAGCCUAGGCUCUGCAUUAGCCUCGGCUCUUCCGACUGGGCUCCCGAGCCCUGUGGGCCAGGCUAUGCUCAAAAGAGGCUCCCCAGGCUCAAGCUGAGUCGGCCACAGGCUCUCCUUGGCCCCUGGAAGAUGGAUGGAGUUGGGGAUCCUAUCCCAUACCCCUGUGAGCCCCCAGAACCCUGCCUCCAUUUCCAGCCAGGAGAAGGCCACGGACCUGGCUGGGUCUCUGCACAACCUCUGGGUGCCGAGAACUAAGCAGGAGAAAAUGCCGAAAACACCGAUUUUUGGCAGGAAGGGAGGCACUCUAACUGCCCCUGCCAACAGCUGAGGAAACCAGAAGUUCAGGGACCCCUAAGACCUCUCACCCCAGCCUUCUACUCCCCCAGGUUGGGUCCUCUGCUCUUCCUCCCUUCAGCCUCCAAGUUGAGGCCAGGGAGCCCGGAAAAAUGGGUUGCCUGAUUCGUGUUUCUUAGUGCGGCCUUCAAGGCAAGAAGGGAGCAGCCAUUGCCAAGGGCCAAGAUGGUGGCUGCGAGAGCAAUCUGUGGCAAGCUAGCUGCAGUCCCUUAUCUAACCGAAUCCUGAGGCUGGAAGGCCGAGGGAAGUCAAAGACAGAGCGCCACUUUAGCCCGACCCGUGCAAGGGUACCAGCAGACCAUGGCCACGCCAGAGGGAGGGAGGAGAGUCCCUCUCUCCUUUGCCGAAGCUACGUGUAGAGGUGGGAGGAGUGUUUCACACUGGAAG